GCUGGAAUUCUGAGACGUCUCUCGGAAUCGGAGAAUGGAAGAGGGCCCCGAGGAGAGGAAGGAGAUUCCGUUGGGGAAGGGUACGAAGGACGCGAGGAAUUGACGUUGAAGGAUGACGGAUGAAUGUGAGUGAGGUUGACGGGGGAUGAGGAGGAUAAUAAUAAUAACACGGAAGAUUAAUAAUACGCUUCGUGUGAGUUUUGAAGGGGGAGGGGUGAGUGAAUUUUUCGAGGAGAAUUUCGAGGAAGGACGAGAAGGGGAGAGGAAAGUUGAAUGAGAAUUGAAAAUUCUUCGCGGAUCGUUUUCUUCGUUCUUCGAAGAUUGAAAAAUCGUGGAGGGAGGAGGGAUCGUUGUGUGCAAAUUGUUUGACUUUGACCGGCCACGUGAUCGAACGGGGGAGGAGGUGGAAGAAGAAGAUGCAACGAGAGGUAUUCGUCGGGAUAUAUGAUCGAUUCGAAGAUACGAUGACGUUACACGAGUACGAGGUGAAAUGAGAAAUUGUUUAAGACUGUGCGAAAUGAUGACACCGAUGAAAUAUAGUAAUUAGAUAUAGGAGUUUAGUAAGAGGGGUCGAUUAAGGGAUCGAAGAAGAUUGGAAGAGCGGUCGAGAUGUCGUCGAAAACGCUGCAUAACGAGCAUAUCAAGCGGCCGAUGAACGCGUUUAUGGUGUGGUCACGAGGGCAGCGACGGAAAAUGGCCCAGGAAAAUCCCAAGAUGCAUAAUUCCGAGAUUUCGAAGAGGCUCGGCGCCGAAUGGAAACUGCUCAGCGAAAGCGAGAAACGGCCUUUCAUCGACGAGGCUAAAAGAUUAAGAGCCCUCCACAUGAAGGAGCAUCCAGAUUACAAGUACAGGCCCCGCAGGAAGCCGAAAUCCUUAGUGAAAAAGGAGAACAAGUUCGGUUUCUCGAUAUCACCGUUGAUGUCCUCGGGUGAAUCCCUGGGCAACAUAUCGAGAAGCCUCCUGCCACCUUUGGCGCCCCCAUCGCACCACACGUUGAUGAGCCACGAGGAUCUCAAGAUCCCCCGUUUUUUCCCGCCGUUUCCAUACCCUCUCUACCCAAUUCAACACAAAUUGGGAGAAGAAUUCAACGGCGGGAAACUGGCCGCGGAUCUCCAAGCUCUCUACGGAGGUGGCACCUUCUACUCCAGCCAUCAGACCAUGUCCUGGCCCGGUUUAUCAACGGCGACCUGUCUCCAGCCCAAUUGCGGAUGUCCAAGCCCCCCCAAAGACCCGAAGAGGCCUUACUUGCCCGCCAAAUUAGACGAAAGGCCGUUUCCAAGCCCUGGCAAACCGGAGGACGAUGGAUUUCCCUCGGACAGGGAUUCAAGCAGGGAGGAGCCGCGAUACAGAAAACUGGAAGAGGAGAAUUUCUCGUCGUCGGUGGACAGGCAUCAGGAAGACAGAUCGCAGGAUCGAUUCUCCUCGUCUUCCUCCUCCUCCCUCCCCGAUCAAAACGAGAAGAUAGGCAACACCGCGCCGACGACCACGCCGUCAGCGACCACGAAAGUGGAGAGCGCGUUCUCUGUCCAAAAUUUGACAUCGUCCAGCUCGAAUUUAGGCAGCCAUCGUGGCGGCCACGUCAUAUGAAGACCGCUUCCGGUUCUCCCGGAUUUAAACUUCCGGGGGAACCUGGUACCACCCGGAUGGCCCAGCACCGACUGGUGGAGGGUACCACCGAUGCUCUCGCCGAUCCC
Messenger RNA from Apis dorsata (giant honeybee), 1694 nucleotides. Its product is annotated as transcription factor Sox-21-B-like. The record is from RefSeq and is a predicted model, not a curated record. Lineage: Eukaryota; Metazoa; Arthropoda; Insecta; Hymenoptera; Apidae. Gene Ontology annotation, molecular function: RNA polymerase II cis-regulatory region sequence-specific DNA binding; DNA-binding transcription factor activity, RNA polymerase II-specific. Gene Ontology annotation, biological process: regulation of DNA-templated transcription; cell differentiation; anatomical structure morphogenesis.